GUCGGGGUUGCGAUACAUACCAUCCUCUACGUUCGACAAGUUUAUCCUGCAGAGCUCUUCAUACGGCGAAAGAAGUAUGAUACACCUGUCUAUCAGUCUCGUCAUCCAGGCUUGAACGAAUAUAUCUCUGGGGCCAUCAAAGCCGUGGGACAGGAGUUGAUACUUGGGCACGUAGAUAAAGUGGUCGUCGUCAUCAAGGAUAAACAUGAUGUUGCGCUGGAACGCUUUAUAUUCUCGAUCCAGAAUAUGAUCGAGGUUGAAUCUUAUAACAAAGAUACUAGUAUCGAAGACGCAAUGCCAUCAACCGUCCUCGGACAGUAUUUCCGUUCAUUCCUGAUCAAACUCAACAUGAUCGAAUCGCAACUGGGUGAACUCGCCCCAACUGAUGGAAAUACCUUUGCCAUCCUGCUGGAAUUGCAAGAUAACAAGGCACCAACCGUCGGCUUAUCCAAGGACGACCCUCCUCCAUGGAUGCCGGCGAACAUUGGUGAUACCACAUCAGGGGCAUCCGACGAAGCUGAGCUGUAUAUGGUGCGGGCAGUAGACACAGGAGUGAUCAAUCUGUCUCUGGCUGUCCAAGAAUCAGCAGAGAAGUUACGGAUGCUGGCGGAGGAGAAUGGUCAUACCACCGGCAAGGGAAAGGAGCGCGCAAAGUAG
This is a messenger RNA of Heterobasidion irregulare TC 32-1, 657 nucleotides long. RefSeq lists its product as uncharacterized. The transcript is spliced from 6 exons. Gene Ontology annotation, cellular component: zeta DNA polymerase complex. The record is from RefSeq and is a predicted model, not a curated record. Lineage: Eukaryota; Fungi; Basidiomycota; Agaricomycetes; Russulales; Bondarzewiaceae. The annotation marks the transcript as partial.